Molecule: messenger RNA, 771 nt
Organism: Ipomoea nil (Japanese morning glory)
Lineage: Eukaryota; Viridiplantae; Streptophyta; Magnoliopsida; Solanales; Convolvulaceae
Exons: 1
Coding region: 1-771 (256 amino acids)
Biological process (GO): telomere maintenance; DNA repair
Molecular function (GO): DNA helicase activity
Source: RefSeq, a predicted model, not a curated record
AUGCUUUCCCAGCAACUGGCAGAGCUAACUGUGCAAACCAAGUUGAUAAUAUGGGAUGAAGCCCCAAUGAUGCAUAAAUUCUGCUUUGAAGCCCUUGACCGAACUAUGCGGGAUUUGAUGCGCUUCAUAAAUCCAAGGAGUUCUGAUAUGACAUUUGGUGGUAAAACAGUUGUUUUGGGGGGCGAUUUCAGGCAAAUUUUACCAGUCAUUCCAAAGGGUACUAGACCGGAUAUAGUUCGAGCGAGCAUUAGCUCAUCCUAUCUCUGGAAAUCCUGUAAAGUCCUAAGGCUUACUAAGAAUCUACGUUUGAAAAGUGUUCAAUCAGAAAACGAGUGCAAGGAGAUCGAGGAAUUUGCAAAAUGGAUAGCUAAUAUAGGUGACAGAAUUAUUGGGUGUCAACUUGAUGGGGAGUCCGAGAUUACUGUUCCAGAAGAUUUGUUGUUGAAGUGCGAAGAUGACCCUAUUGCUACAAUUGUUGAUAGCACUUUCCCUAAUUUCCGACUGGGAAUUGCCGAUUUGUCAUAUCUUAAUCAUAGUGCAAUUUUAGCUCCAACAUUGGAUGUGGUAGAUGCCGUUAACCAAUACAUGAAUGAUCAUAAUCCGGCUGAGGGUAAGACAUACUUGAGUUGUGAUUCUGUGUGUAAGUCAGAUGCCAAUGUUGACAUGUUAGCGGAUUUGCACACUCCCGAAUUCUUGAAUGCCUUGAGAUGUUCUGGAGUACCAAAUCAUGAUUUGACAUUGAAAGUUGGAUCACCUGUUAUGCUAUUGUGA